GCCUCAAGAAUGUUGCUAGGUUGGUCCGCGACGCGCGAGCGGCAGUCCAAACUCUUUGUUUCCAAGCGCGGGCGGGCACAAAAGAAACUCGCACUUGACAGAAGACGCCGACAUGAGGCCGACAUCCGCCCUGCUGUUCCCGCCGCUGCUGCUGCUCCUGCUGCUGCUGCCGCCGCCCCAGUGCCACGGCCGUACCGUGUCCAGGUGCGAGCUGCGAGACAAGCUGAGGGACAAGAUCAAGCUGUCGGAACGCACGCAAAACCUCACCGACGUGGUUUUGACUUUGCUCGUGUGCCAACUGGAAAAGGUCUCCCACCGCAGCACGAGCUUCGUGACCAUCUACGGCCAACGCGCCACCACCACCGCCGCCCCCGCCACCACCACCACCACCGCCGCAAUCCCAACGACCAACAGCACCGCCGCCGCCGACCAAAUCGUCAUCAUGAGCAACCAAACGGUCAACUCCAACGCCACCGUUCCGACUCCCUUGAGCAACAGCACCGCCGCCCCGCCCGUCAACCAAAGCGGCAUCGGCAACCAAAGCGUCAACUCCAACCAAACCCUCAAUGAGGUCAACGAUGGCCAAGACCAGGACCAGGAAGACGACGCUACAGGUGAGGAACCGGAACAGGAAGAAGAACCUGAAGCGGAAGAAGAACAAGAAGAACUAUUGGACGGGGCAGAAGAAACCUACGAUGAGGAGGGCGAGUACCUUUAUGUGAAUCAGGGCAGCAAAAUGGACUUCCACUUGGACGACUGGUUGAAGCUGAUGGAACUCCUGAACGAGGAAGAGAACAUGUUUGAUGAACAAAUGCUGGUGAUCGCCGACGACAAACUGAGCGCCGACGAGGACGACGGCAGCGGCAAGCUGUUUCAAAUGGAGUGGUCGCUGGGCUACCACGGCCUCUUCCAGCUCUCGGACAGCUACUUCUGUCAGUCCACCGCCCGAUGGAGCCAGAACGCCUGCAACAGCACCUGCGACGCGUUCAUCGAUGACGACAUUACCAAUGACGUGGACUGCUUUGUGAAAACUCAGUCCUGGAUGAAUUUAUUCCGGACGGCCAGCAGCGAGUGUUUCCAGGUCAGCAACUACUUUGAUGGCUGCAAUUGAACAACGCGGCACCUUUUUGCUAGCUUGACGCUGCAUAAACACCAACGAGCGAGCGUCUUUGGCCGGGGGCGUGCUGAGGCGGACUGGAUUUUUUGCGGUCUCGUUCCUUUCCUUCCGCGUGCUUCCUCAAUAAAAAUGCACGGCAGAUUCCCACCAAUG
This is a messenger RNA of Hippocampus comes (tiger tail seahorse), 1270 nucleotides long. RefSeq lists its product as uncharacterized. The transcript has 5 exons. Lineage: Eukaryota; Metazoa; Chordata; Actinopteri; Syngnathiformes; Syngnathidae. The record is from RefSeq and is a predicted model, not a curated record. Gene Ontology annotation, molecular function: lysozyme activity. Bases 113 to 1111 code for a protein of 332 amino acids.